UUUAAAUAAUAUUCAUGGCUAAAUUAGCGUUGAAAUUUUGUGGGAAACAUUAUUUAAUUAUAUUUCAUAUGUAGAUAAUUUUAUAAUGAGUAAAAUUUAAAUCCUUUGAUUAAUCAGUUAAUUUUGGAAUGGUGUCUUCCUUUAAUAUUCGAGUUUUCAAAAAGGAUCAUCAUCAGUUAUAUCAUCAUAAAAAAUUAAAAUGGAACAAGAAAUUGGUACUUGGGAUUCCGUUUUACUUGAAAAUAUAUCUGAAGACAAUUUCAUAAGUAAUUUACAUCAACGCUACAAACGGGAUCAUAUAUAUACAUAUAUUGGAACAUCCCUGGUAGCAAUUAAUCCUUAUCGACAGUUAUCACAUUACUCUCCUGAUAUUGUUCAUGCUUAUGGAAAUAAAGGGAUUUUUCAACUUUCACCGCACAUAUUCGGAAUAGCAAACUUAGCUUAUCAAUCAUUGACAAAUCAAAGCGAAGAUCAAUGUGUCGUUUUGACAGGUGAGAGUGGUUCAGGCAAGACUGAGUCAUUCAAAAUGAUAUUGCAGUUCUUGACACAAAUUCAAGAAACUAAUAGAUUGAAAAUAAAACACCAAAAUUGUGGUAGAAGACGGGGUUCAAGUUCGUGUCCAGCAAAUAGUGGUCAUAGUGGGCAAACUUCAAGAUCUAAUUCAAGACCAAAUUCCCGAUCGAAUUCAAGGCCUUCGACACCAAAACCCAAUCAAUCACCAGUUUUAAGUGACAAAUCUGUAAAUGUUUUGUUAAAAGCUAGGUCAGAAAGUUCAGAUCGUUCUUCAAGCAAGAGAUACUCCAGAGAAAAAAUGGUAGAUUUCGAUUUUUCACAUCACAAGAGUUCGGAAAAUAUAUCUACACAAUGUGGAUCAAUUGGUUUAUCAAAGCAAUAUCAUCAUCCAUCUACAACAUCAAUAGCUACCAUGACAACUCCAACAACCACGAACGCCAUAGUGCCAAAAUCUUGCUUCAAGCAUAAUCAUAUUGAUUCAAUGGGCCGCUCAAAAACUUUAACUACCGUUGAUUAUUGUUUGAGGAAAUCAAGUUGUGAUUUAUCGAAAAAUUCAUCAUUAUUAGCAGUCACAGCCACGCCUGUGAGCAAGUACAAUGAAAAUGUCAUUAUUGUUCCAAACAAAUCUGUAACUAGUAUGAAUGCGUGUUGCGCUAAAUCAUUAUUAGGGCAAGAAAUUCGUUCAAAAUCUUUACCUCACCAACACAAUUGCUCAAAAGAUAGCGGAAAUGUUGUUCAUCACGUAAAGUGCUUACGUCAAAAGAGUUUAGAAAUAAAUGAUGACGGUCAAAGCUCAAUUUUAUCUUCAAAUACAAAUACAACAACAGCAAGUAUACAUUGUAGUACAACUUCAAUACCGAUUACUGUAUUGAAGUCAACAAUGCGCAAUACAAUAACUGAUUCUCAUAAUAUUGUGCACCGUGGAAGUUGUGUUAAUUUAUGCCGGCAGCAACAGCAACAGUUAUCUUCUUCUGGACAUGGAUCAAUGGGUGAUGGUAGUCGGGAUGGUAGUAAUAUUAGAAGUGCCUGUAGUAAUUCUCCGUUUGUACAUGGGGACCCAUACAGACUAUCGUCAAGAAUAUCUUUGAUUGAUGCUCACAAAUUGGGAUUGAAAUUUGUAGAGCGCGAACAAGCAACGUCUAAAACAAAGGUAUCAGGAAAUCCAAGUUAUAUUUAUUUACAUAAAGAUUGGCUGGAAACGAGCAAAGUACAAAAACUACGAGAUCGUGUAAUAAACGCAACGGUAUUUUUAGAAGCUAUGGGAAAUGCAACAACAUCAAAAAAUUCCAAUUCAAGUCGAUAUGGAAAGUUUUUGGAUAUAGAAAUUGAUUUUAGAGGAGAUCCAAUUGGAAUCCAUAUAACACACUUAACAAAUAUUAAUAAUGGGGAAAGGAAUUUUCAUAUAUUCUAUCAGUUACUACAUGGUGCUGAUAUACAAUUUUUGAAAUCUUUAAAAUUGUAUCGGAACAUAGAAAAGUAUGAACUUUUGAAAAAUACUUCAGCAACCGAAGAUGAUAAAGCCUGUUUUUUAUUUUCUAAAAAAUCAUUGGAAAUUAUCGGCCUAGCAUCGGAAGAAAUUAUUUCAAUAUUCCGAGUUUUAGCUGUGGUGUUGAAAUUAGGGAAUUUCAUAUUUGUCCCUAUUACGAAUAUUGAUGGAACGGAAGGAUGUCAGGUUUCAAAUGAUUAUGAAUUAGAAGAAACAGCCCAGCUUUUGGGUUUGGAUGAAAAUAUAUUAUUACAUUGCCUUACUAGAGCUAAUACUCCAUGUGCUAGAGGACAUGAAGAUAACGGUUCAGAAUUGGAUGCCAGACAGGCGUCAUCAAUACGUAAUACGUUAUGCAGAUCAUUGUAUAGCCGAUUAUUUACUUGGCUAGUUAAUCGUAUUAAUGAGACUUUAAAAUCUAAUCAGAGAGAAAAAAACUUAGCUUUAUUAGAUUUUUAUGGUUUUGAAAUUUUAGAAUUAAAUUCUUUUGAACAAUUUACAAUAAACUAUUGUAUGGAAAAAAUACAUCAGCAUUUUGUUCAAAAUGUAUUAAAAUUGGAGCAAGAGCUCUAUAUUAGAGAGGGUUUAGAAUGGAACAGAAUUGAUUUCUUUGACAAUGAAACAAUAUGUGAAUUAAUUGAUAAACCUAAUUAUGGUAUUUUGAGCUUGUUAAAUGAAUCGCACAUAAACAAUGAUGAAGCGUUACUUGUAAGAAUACAACAAUGUUGUGCCGGGCACCCAAAUUUUUUAACAUGUGGUCCAACAAAAACAUCAAUGUCAUUCAAAAUUCGUCAUUUUGGAAAUGUUGUAACUUAUUCAAUUCAAGGAUUUUUGGAAAAAAAUUCUGAUACUCUACCAAAAAAUAUUAGUGGCGGAUUAUACCAAAGUAAAUUGUCCUUAGUACAAAGUCUUUUUCCAGAAGGCAAUCCCAAACGUUCAUCCAAAAAGCCAACCAGUUUAAGUUCAAACUUACGAACUCAGUUACAAACUUUACUGUCUAUCGUUAAAAAUCGGCGUAACCAUUACGUCUUUUGUAUAAAACCAAAUGAAACCAAGCAACCACGAGUUUUCGAUAUGGCUUUGGUACAACACCAAGUUCGUUAUAUGAGCUUGAUGCCUCUAGUUAACUUAUGUCGUAAUGGACAUUGCUUUCAUUUAACCCACGCUAAAUUUUUUAAUCGUUAUAAACUAUUAAAUAACUUAACAUGGCCGCAUUUUAUUCAUGGGAGUACCAUUGAAGGUAUAGCGCUGAUAAUACGAAGCGUACCAUUGCCAUCAGCUGAAUUUACGAUUGGGUCGAAGCAUGUUUUUGUCCGCAGUCCUAGAACAAUUUACGAAUUGGAAGAGUUCCGUAAAACAAGGUUAGACGAUUUAGCUACUCUCAUACAAAAGACAUUUAGAAUGUACGUGAGAAGGAAAAGUUUCAAGAAAUUACGUGAAAGUCAAAUAAUUAUUUCAAGUGCCUGGAGAACGUGGAGGGCUCGUGACGAAUAUCGAACAAUGAAGUAUCAGAAACAGUUGGAAUGGGCCGUUAAAAUAAUUUUUGACUACUAUCGUAAAUGGAGAAUACGAAAUUAUUUUUUAACAUUACCGUUACGUCUUCCACCUAAUACAUUAAGUCCAUUAUCAUUAGAAUGGCCAUCUGCACCAAAAUUUUUAUUAGAAACUAGUCGCUUGUUGCGGAGCAUAUAUCACAGAUGGCGCUGUUAUAUAUAUCGUAGAUCAUUUGAUCAGACAUCAAGAAAUCGAAUGAGGGAGAAAGUCACAGCUAGCAUUAUAUUUAAAGAUAGAAAAGCAUCAUAUCCAAGAAGUGUUGGUCACCCGUUUGUUGGUGAUUAUGUCCGGCUAAGACAUAAUUUGCAAUGGAAAAAAUAUUGUAUGGAAACCAAUGACCAAUAUGUCGUGUUUGCAGAUAUUGUAAAUAAAAUCACACGAUCAAAUGGCAAAUUUGUUCCUAUAUUAUUAGUAUUGUCAACUUCGUCAAUGUUGUUAUUAGAUCAAAGAACGCUGCAAGUCAAAUAUCGAGUGCCUGCUGCUGAAAUUUAUCGGAUGUCUUUAAGUCCAUAUUUGGAUGAUAUUGCUGUUUUUCAUGUCAAAGCUUCGGAACUUGGCCGAAAAAAAGGAGAUUUUGUAUUUCAAACUGGUCAUGUAAUUGAAAUUGUCACAAAAAUGUUUUUAGUUAUUCAAAAUGCAACAGGGAAACCCCCUGAUGUACACAUUAGUACAGAAUUUGAAGCAAAUUUUGGACAACAAACUGUCAUAUUUACAUUUAAAUAUGGCGGCAUUUCUGAAUUACCCCAAGGACAACCAAAAGUUACGAGGCGUGGGAACCGAAUGGAAAUUGUUGUUUGAUCUUCAUUUGAUUAUUUUUCAUGUCAUAAGCGCUAAUUUUCAAUAUAACUUUAGUUAAAAAAAAUACAACUUAGGAAAUUUAUAUAUAGAAGAAAAUAAAAAAAAAACAAAUAAUGAAAAAAAAAAAAACAAAUGUACCUAAAGUUAAUUGGCCAAUUAUAAAUGAAUGAACUGUAAAUGCCAAAAUUAUAAUACAAAAUUAAAAAGAAUUACUUAUCUGAAAAUUAAUUUUUUGAUAAAAAAUUUUAAAAUAAUGCAAAUGUAAAAUAACAUAAUAUUUAAAACUCUAAUUUAAUAACACAAGCAAAAGAAUUUUACUACACAAAUAUUUUAAUUCACAUUUUUUUAAAUGAUCAUAUGAUCAUAUGGCCGAAUAAAUUUGGAUAAUUAUCAAUUAAAAAUUAAAAUUCUAUAAAAAAAUUUAAAUUGACAAUAAUAAAGAGGCAUUAUUCAUAUCACAAUUAAUCAAAAUCAAUAAUUAAAUAUUUAUUAUAAAAUAAGAAAUAAAGUCUCAAAUUUGGCAAUUAAUGAAGAAAGAGUGUAGUCAAAAUUGUUGGCACUAUAUUCCUUCUAUUUAUCCUUAAUAGAAUUACCCAUUUUUAUUUGCAAUAUAGUUUUUACUGUUGUUUCUUUCCCAAUAUUUGACAAUCAUUUCCCCCUUAAUAGAUAAAAUACUUUGUAAAAUAAAAACUGCUCAACGUAUAUCGUAUGAAAUAUUUUUAUGAACUAGUAUAAUACAUAUAUACUUAUAUAUUUAUAGGCAUGCAUAUAAUAUAAAAAUAAAAUUGUUAAUCGAAGAAAUUGUUCUACUGAAAAUAAAAUAUUAAAAAUAGAUACAUACAUAUAUUAAUUCUAUGCAAAGCAUUUCAACAGUGUUAGUACGCCAGUUAUAAAAUGGCGAAAAAAUCUCAUACUAUUAAAACACAGUAUUUUAGAAAACUAUUAUAAAUACAUCUUAACAAAAUGUUAAAAAAGGCUGUCAAAGAUCUUUUAUUAAUUAUGUAAGUGAGAUUUCUAUGUGAUAACUGAAAUUACCACAGUUGCAAGAUCAGAACCGAUUGCGAUAAUAAACUGCUCCUAGAGUAAUUGAACUAACUCCAAUCGAUUUAUGAAAAAAAUCUUGCACUAAGAUUAAAUCAUCUUGGAAAGGAAAGUUAUAUAGAAAACUUAUUUAGUAAAAAUACAAAUUUGAAUAAAAAAUUUAUUGGUCAUUUAUAUAAUGCUUUUUUUUUUAUUAAAUAAAAAAUUAAUUUUUAUUUUAAUUGAAUCUUAUCUGUUGGCAUUUAAACUAAAAAUGAAUGUUAAGAAAAAAAAUAUUGAAAGUUCAUGAAGAAGCAUUUUUUUCAUGAAAAGCUUAAAUCAUUUAUUUUAAUCAAAAAUAAUAAGAGAAGUUUUUUUUUAAAUCAAUAACCGAAAUUUAGGAAAAUAAUGAAAAUUAAAUUGUUUUAAUUGUUUUUAAUUAAAUGAAAAAAAAAGACAAAUAUUUUUGGAAGAAUCGAAAAAAAAAGUUUUAUAACAUAUCGGUACUAAAGAAGAUGUUUUCCUUUUUAAUAAGAAAAUAUUAAUAUGUGCAAAUCAAAAAUAUUUUGUAAUGUAGUUAACUAUGAUAAUAUUAUAUUAUAUACGAAAAACUAAAAAUGAUUUGUAAGCUAAGAAUAAAAUUAAGCAAAAAAAAUUAAAUAUAAUUAAAGAAAAUUAGUUUUUAAUAACGAAACUUAAUUGAUUAUUUAUAAUAUUUCAUUUUAUAGAAUUAAGCUAGAGUUGGGUUAGAUUAACUUGGUUGUUGAAAUCAAAAAUAUUCGAGAUGUUAAGAAAUUGUUGGACUAAUUCGUUUGCUUUUUAAAAAUUGUUUACGGGCAACCAUAUCCAUAAUAUUUUAAUGUUAAAUUUUUUUUUUAAAUUCCUAAUUUUCGGUAAACAACUUCAUUGUGAAUUUUAUAUUUACUUUUUAAAUUAAAUUUUUAUGAUUUAAUUUAUUGUUAUCUAGAGUUUUCUUACCAAAUUAAUAUUAGCCAACUUUUUAACAUUUCUUAAUGACAACAAAUACUGAAAAUAAAAACUAAAAACAAAAAAAUAAUUUUAUAUUUAUGCAAAUAAAGAGUUUAUGUUUUCAAAUUUUCAUAUUUAAAUAAAAUACUCAUAAUGUUGUCGGUUCUUCCAUUAUAAUUUUAGAAGUGUUAAUCUUCUUUUUUUUUAAUUGUACAUCAAUAAAAAGUCUUAAUUAUUUCAGGGAAUUGAAACAAAAUAUUUCAAUUUUUAUUCUUAAAAAUUUUUUUAUAAUUUUAAAGAAAUAACGUUAGUGGUUUCAAAGCUAAUAUUAAUAUCUUAUGUGCCAUUGUUCAGAAUAGCGUGUAAGUUAACAUUCAUAUAUACGUUAAUAAGAACAUUCAUAAUAUAUAAAUUAGAUAACAUUUUUUAGCACUAAGUAAAACAAAAAAAUUAUUACAUUAAAUUUCUAUUUCAUUUUGCACAAUAUUGAAAAUUCUUUUGUUUUCGUUUGAAACUUGUCUUUAACAUAAGUACAUACAUAAAAUGUAAAUGGUAUUUGCAAUGUGUUUUUAAUAUUCAGGCGCCGCAUUUAUUAAAAUUAUUAAUUAUUAUAGCAUAUCAUCCACAAAAUACCAUUUCAAAAGUUGACUUUAAAUUUUCAUCUAAACUGCUACAAUCUAAACUACUUUUAAGAAUUUCAUAUUACAAAUUUUUAAGCGGAAGCCCUACUAAAAAAUGUUUUUUUUUUCACUAAAAUAAUAUAUUGUUCUUGAAAUUUUAAAUUGAGUAUAGUGUGCAACAUUAAAUAAUAUUAAUUUGAAUAUGGUUUAGAUUUUUUUAUCCUCAAUUAAUAAUUAAAAUCAAAUAAUUGUUUAAUUUUUAUUGUUUUUAUUGUUACAAUACAAGUUUUAAAUUGAAAGUUUUUGAACAUUUGGAAGCCGCAAAUAUAUACUAUACUAUACUACUGAGAAUUUUAAAUAAAAUUUUUACCAACAAAAUAUUCCACCAGUAUUAAUUUAUUUAUUAAAAUUAGUAUUCUAAAAUCAAAUGAAAUUAUGUUUUGUCAUUGUAAUUAGUAUUUUGUUAUUUGAAAAGUUUUGCACUUAAAAAAAAAAAACAGUGGCCUGUACAAAAAAAAAAGGAAACUAUUAAUAAAUAUUCCCUUCCUGAUAAGGCAAAAUAUUCUAUUGCAAUGCUAUUAACUCUUAGAUAAUAAGUAAAAUUAAAAUUAAAAAAAAAAAAAAUAUAUCGUUGCACUUUAAAGAAUUUUUAAAAUAGCUAUAAGAUCUUAUAAAAUAUAUUAUAUAUAUCAUAUAUGUAUAAUUAUGCUGAUAUAAAAAUUUUAUAUACAUAUAUACAUAUAUAUGCAUAUAAUUCAAUAAAAUCAAUUUAUGUACAUAUAUAUAUUAUAUAAAUAUAUAUCAGAAAAUUAAGAAAUAUUUAUUUAAACUCAAAAACAAUUUUCAUAUUCU
Molecule: messenger RNA, 7809 nt
Organism: Condylostylus longicornis
Lineage: Eukaryota; Metazoa; Arthropoda; Insecta; Diptera; Dolichopodidae
Gene: Myo95E
Product: unconventional myosin-Ib
Exons: 21
Coding region: 200-4348 (1382 amino acids)
Biological process (GO): vesicle transport along actin filament; actin filament organization
Cellular component (GO): cytoplasm; actin cytoskeleton; vesicle
Molecular function (GO): microfilament motor activity; ATP binding; actin filament binding
Source: RefSeq, a predicted model, not a curated record